UAUUUCGACAGGGCUAACCGGAAGUGUCCUGAUAACAACAACUAUGGUUAGCAUGUAGCUAGCAGUCCUAAACGUGACUUUUGGACAUGAAGCAUUUAUCUGCAGUGCUACGACAGCGUCCGCUUAAAUGUCUAAAAACAUAUGUAUCUUGUCGAUAAUGUUACAGAUACAAACGCUUCGUACUUGUGGGUAUCUAUAGCUAGCGUUAACGUUAGCUCGGUACCUGAAGCUAUGAAGUUAGCUUACUAGUGGAAAGCUAACCUUUACAGUCGUCUGAGCACACCUGUGCAAGGUGUCAUUGACCAGGUGAAAGAAUGGCUGACGACCCCCAGAGAAAUUUUCGCUCCGCAUAUUAUGAGAAAGUGGGCUUCAGAGGAGUGGAGGAGAAGAAGUCUCUGGAAAUACUGCUCAAGGAUAAUCCGCUUGAUCUAGAAAAGCUGAGCACCUUCAGUCAGAGGUUCCCCCUCCCCUCUAUGUACAGGAUCCAUGUGUGGAAGGUGUUGCUAGGGAUCUUACCCCCCCACAGUGACUCUCACACUCUGGUAGGAGGCUACAGGAAGGAGCAGUACCGGGACAUCUUUGAGGCUCUGGAGGUGAUGAGAUACAUCAACACUUCCACACCCUCCACCCACGUCUACCUGCGCAUGUCCCAGCUGGAGACCCAGCUGCUUCCACGGUGCUCCGAGACCUCCGCCCCGGACGAGGAGAACGAGGACUUCCUCUCCAUCAGUCGAGCCAUGGAGGAGAUCGCAGAAAAUCCUAUUGACUGUUACUGGCUCAUCAAGUGUUUCAUCCAUCAGUUCAACACAAAGUUUGGAGACUCUGUACCCCACCUUCCGAAGAGCCUGGAGCAUUACCUGAGUCAGGAGGAGCCUCGGCUGCUGAACCACCUGAAAAACAGCGGGGCACUCGCUCAGCUGCCCUACAGCCUCUGGUUCAGACGCUGCUUCGCCGGCUGCCUGCCCGAGUCCAGCCUGCAGAGGGUGUGGGACAAGGUGAUCAGCGGCUCCUGUAAGAUCCUGGUGUUCGUGGCCCUGGAGAUUCUGCUCAGCUACAAGAUCAUGUUGAUGGGAAUCCCACGGCCUGAAGGCGUGGUGAAGUUCCUGUGCAAUAUACCGCAGGAGAACACAGACGCCAUUGUGACUAAAGCCAUCGACUUGUGGCACAAAUACUGCGGCACUCCGAUGCACGCUGUAUAGCUGCACAAAUCUGGGCCUGGAGAGGUGCUGUCCCAAGAUGAAGCACAAACUCUUAACUCCACUGAGUCUAUGGAUUUGUCUCUGCAUGACUGAACAGAAAACUCAUCAUUGGCUACUUUUAAUAAGCCCGAAGACUGGGGAGCCAAUCCAAUUAAAGACAGCCCUCCCCAAAGAAUACGAUCAACCGUUUAUGGAAAGGUCACUUAAAACAGCUGCUAUACAGAGUGGAUGCACAAAAUAAGUUAAGAAAAAAGGCAGAGUUCAUAAACUUAUUUAUUUAAUAAGUUUCUUUCUUUAAGAAACAGCAUACAUCAUAGAAGACAAUAAAUUAAUACCCACAUGCAGUUUUUCUGCUUUACAAAAAAACAUUUGAAAAGUCUUGUUUACUUUCUUUGCUAUUUACAAGUCUUAGAAUUCUGAGAACAGUUUUAAACGUACAAGAGACAGUAAUAUUACCGAUGCUCGUACUUAGACACACUCACUCAGACACGACGAUCAACUCCUCCCCAUAAUAAGGUAAAAACUGGCAAUACAUUGAGCUAAUGUGGACUGUAAACCAUGAAAAGUAAGCUGGCAGGGUUUACAUUUUCUGUACCACCAGAGAUUGGUCUCAGACAAUAAAAAAGGAAAUCAUGAAAGAAGAAAAAGCCUGGUUUCUUGUAAUUCUGCAACAUGUUACUGUGUCGACAGAUAGUCUGUAUCAAACUAAACAAGUUAUUUUGGCAACUUUCAAAUCCCUGUAAACAAUACUGUAGGCACAGUGACACAGUAAGUUACUGAACUCUCAACAGCAGUCAUUCUUUGAUGCAUUCAAGAUCGCACCGUCAACAGCAAGUCAAGUUGCUUUGGCUUAAAGUGGGGAUCAAAAGUGUGAGAACAUUUUUGAGCUCUUGGAUGCAGCCCGUUAACACAUGAAGCAAUGAGGCUGUGAGGUUAUUGCUCAGUUGAUGUGUGUUUGUGUUGGGUUACUUUUUCUGUUUCCUUCUUGCAAAGAGAAUUAUGGGUAUAUUUUGGGUUUUGGCUUAAGAUGCAGCUGCCUACAGAUUCUAAUUCCUCUGGCAAAAUGAGAAACGAUCAUUGAGAUGUUUCAUGUGGAAUAAUACAGUGCCAACACAAGCCAAAGAUAUACAGUCCAGUUAAGGAGAGUGACAUUAUGGUGAAAGGCAAGUAAACAAUCCAUGUGUAAAAAAGAUAAAUAAAGUCCUAUCUUCACCUCCUUGGCACAGA
Eleginops maclovinus (Patagonian blennie) is the source of this 2426-nucleotide messenger RNA. RefSeq names its product TBC1 domain family, member 7 (gene tbc1d7). Lineage: Eukaryota; Metazoa; Chordata; Actinopteri; Perciformes; Eleginopidae. Gene Ontology annotation, biological process: activation of GTPase activity; negative regulation of TOR signaling. The coding region runs from base 315 to 1199 and encodes 294 amino acids. The transcript has 8 exons. The record is from RefSeq and is a predicted model, not a curated record. Gene Ontology annotation, molecular function: GTPase activator activity.